GCUGAGCUGAUUCAAGCUCUUGUCCUGCUUACACACUUCCAUGCACUUUCCUCUUUUAUUCUGGGAUGUGGAAUUUAUCCUCCAGAGGGACUAAAUAUCGAGCGCCCUCCUUCUCCUGAUGUGUCCUUGAAUCAGGGGUCAAGCACUCCACAAGAAGCAGAGCGUGUACUGGCUGAAAUGAAGAAGCUGGAUGAGGAAGAACAAGAACCCAGUCAGGAGGAAAUGGAGACUAGGUUUGAGAGGGAGAAGAGAGCAUGCGUUAUGGUGACAUCCGAUGAUGAUAUAGCGCAGUCUAAGUUCUCUCCUGGCAUUUUCUGUUUCCUGGAUGAUCCAGAUUUUGGCUACAUUGAUUUCAGCAAGAGAGGUGAACAAGGGCCUCCCACAUUUCGUGCUCAUGACUACACAUGGAAUACACAUGGAUAUUCACUGCUACAUAGAUUGUACCCAGAGGUGGGACAACUUCUGGAUGACAAGUUUCAAGUAGCUUACAACUUAACAUAUCACACAAUUGCCUCGCAUCAGGGAGUGGAUACAUUCAAACUGCGUAGAGCUAUAUGGAACUAUAUUCAGUGCGUUUAUGGAAUCAGAUAUGAUGACUAUGAUUACGGCGAGGUGAAUCAGCUGCUAGAGAGAAGCCUUAAAUUGUAUAUGAAGACUGUGACAUGUCACCCAGAAAGAGUAAACCGGCAAUUAUAUAAUGACUUUUGGCGGGAGUUCAAGCACUCAGAGAAGGUGCAUUUGGACUUGCUACUGUUGGAAGCCAGACUACAAGCUGCACUGCUGUAUGGUCUCAGAGCGAUCACCCGCUACAUGACGUGA
Messenger RNA from Staurois parvus, 819 nucleotides. The record is from the annotation of a GenBank genome assembly. NCBI's taxonomy places the organism in Eukaryota, Metazoa, Chordata, Amphibia, Anura, Ranidae.